Messenger RNA from Brassica oleracea var. oleracea, 665 nucleotides. RefSeq lists its product as uncharacterized. NCBI's taxonomy places the organism in Eukaryota, Viridiplantae, Streptophyta, Magnoliopsida, Brassicales, Brassicaceae. The record is from RefSeq and is a predicted model, not a curated record. The transcript is spliced from 2 exons. The coding region runs from base 51 to 515 and encodes 154 amino acids.
UUUAUAUUACUAACAUCUAUCAACAAGAGUCAAAGAUUGUAACAAUUUAGAUGUUUCUUCUCUAUAUGUUGCCUAUUACACAGCCUAUGACUGAGAUCAGUGGCGAAAAAUGUAAGCGAUGUGGAAUCUAUGAGCAAGGCAGUCUGAUAUCAGACAAAGAGUUUGAUGAAUGGGAGCUUUGUCCUUCUGAUUUCUCGGCUAGCCAAAUCUAUAUGCACUUUAAGGAAAAAGAGAUCAAUGCUACUUUUGUCUGCCACGGUUGUGCCAAGCUUGACUCCGUAUCUGCUGGAGCAACGACGGGUUCAAGUUCAAAAGAGGAAGGAGAUAAUGGAUCAAAAGUUGCAAUAGCGAUUGUGGCAGGGGUCUUGUGUGCAACUCUUGUUGUGGUUGGAGGGGUAUUCAUGUUUAGGCACUCAAAGAGGAUGAAGCUGCAGCGAGAUCAAGCCAGGUUUAUGAAGCUGUUUGAGGAAAAUGAUGAACCUGAAGAUGAACUUGGACUUGAACCUGUGCUAUGACAUGGCCUUGAGCCGUUUUUUUUUUUGACAGAGAUUUUUGUGUUUCAUGAAUUUUGCAGAUUAUAUUACCGAAGAGGAAUGACAGUAAUUUUUGGUAUAUGGUUUUCUUCCCCAAUAUUUAGAAGUACGUCAAAUAAUCCAGAAACUUUC